Messenger RNA from Sarcophilus harrisii (Tasmanian devil), 396 nucleotides. Its product is annotated as histone H4. Bases 47 to 358 code for a protein of 103 amino acids. Gene Ontology annotation, molecular function: DNA binding; protein heterodimerization activity; structural constituent of chromatin. NCBI's taxonomy places the organism in Eukaryota, Metazoa, Chordata, Mammalia, Dasyuromorphia, Dasyuridae. Gene Ontology annotation, cellular component: nucleosome. Gene Ontology annotation, biological process: nucleosome assembly. The record is from RefSeq and is a predicted model, not a curated record. The transcript has a single exon.
UGCCGGCGGUUAGCUAUCGAGUAAGCUCGUCUUGACAACCUUCAUCAUGUCUGGUCGCGGCAAGGGAGGGAAAGGGCUUGGUAAAGGCGGUGCCAAGCGGCACAGAAAAGUGUUGCGCGAUAACAUCCAGGGUAUCACCAAGCCUGCUAUCCGCCGCUUGGCGCGCAGGGGUGGCGUUAAACGUAUCUCGGGGCUGAUCUACGAGGAGACCCGCGGGGUGCUCAAGGUCUUUUUGGAGAACGUGAUCCGCGACGCCGUCACCUACACGGAGCACGCCAAGAGGAAGACCGUCACGGCCAUGGACGUGGUCUACGCCCUCAAACGCCAGGGCCGCACGCUCUAUGGUUUCGGCGGUUAAGGCAGUCUCCACCGGUUUCCCGCGCCUGCACGCAUACA